UCGACAUGACUUCGAGUCGGGGGUUCUCCAUAUUUGUUGCGUUAAUCUUCGUGAAUUCUUGUUUUUCUUCGGCAACUGAAGUAAAUAUGGAAGGAACAGGCUACAUUACCUACGAUCUUCGUUCCAAUAUUAUCGCAUCCCUAACAAACCAUAUCGUAUUUUCGUUUAAAACGUUCCGUCCUUCUGGAUUAUUGCUUUACAGCAGCGGGUCUCAGGGAGAUUUUAUAUCUAUUGAGCUCAUUCAUGGACGAUUGAGGUUUACUAUCAAUCUUGGAAGUUCCACCGUAUCAGGAGAACACUCAGUACUUGUUGGCAAUAACUUAGCGGACAACAAAUGGCAUGAGGUUCAAGUAGAUCGAAACGAACGAACACUUGUGGUGACUGUUGAUGAUGUCAGAAGCCAAUCAACCACACCAGGCUCUUUCGUUCGACUUGAUCUUGACUCAUUCCUCUACGUGGCAGGCCUGGAUACGAGUGAGACCUCUAAUCUACACGGAGCGCCAACUACUCCGAAUUUUAACGGCUGUUUGAGGAAUCUUCACUUCGAUUACAAAGAUAUUUUAUAUUGUUCUAAGGUUGACCUUCUUGGAUGUGACACGCACGGUUUUUUGCGCUUCUACUGUCCAGUCAACACGUACGUUCCGGUCAAUUUUCCAACUCCAAAUACGCAUUUGAAACUCAGUAAGGCCUCUCCUCAGAAUUUUACGGUGGGACUCAACUUUCGCACUUACUACGGUAAAGGUAUUUUGGUUUACAAACAAGCUUCUCAUGCGCGCCUCUACCUUUCUCUGGUAUCAAGCAGGCUUGAGCUUAAAAUAUCUGUAGGAACUGAAAAACCGGUCAAAAUAAGUGUUGGUGAAGAUUUAAGUGAUGGCAUGUGGCACUACGUCAUGGCUGGAGUAACACGUAAAGAACUUUGGUUGAAGUUGGAUUCCAAACCAAAGCUCCGUCACGAAAACCCCUUGUUGGACCGAAUCGGUAAAUUCCAAAAUCGUGUUCAUAUUGGCUAUGGAACACAUAGUGAUGGAUUUGUUGGCUGCAUGCACCAAAUAAGGUUGAACGAUGAAUUAGUAAAUUUGAAAAGAUUAUCCGGCUCUCGUAUAAACGGAGCGGUCAUCGACCGAUGUAAAAUUACUAGUAAGUGUUUUCCAAAUCCUUGCGAAAACAGUGGCCGCUGUUUACAGACAUGGGAAACUUACACGUGUGACUGCGAAGGGACGUUUUACCGAGGAACCCAGUGUGAGGAUCCUCUUUACCGUGCUACAUGCCACGAAUACAAAAUACUGGGUAUGGUCCAGGAUGCAUAUUGCAAAGUCGAUCCUGAUGGCACUGGACCGUUAGAGGCCUUUGAAGUGUUGUGCAACAUGACAGCCUCUGACGCGGCCAAGACAGUACUACACCACAACAAGGAGGGAAAAUAUCCCGUGACGCGGGAAGCCUUGCGCGUCGGUAGCUAUUACUUUCAACGCAUCGCGUAUGGAACUGACUUGGCCAGCAUUCGUGCAUUGAUUCAGCGUAGCGGAAACUGUCGCCAGUACAUCAGUUAUCACUGUUACAAUUCAAAACUGUUGAAUUCUCCCGUUGGUCCUGAGAAUGUGCAGUGGUUAUCAAGUACCGCAGUCCCACAAAAUUACUGGGGAGGUGCGAGGCCUGGAAGUGGCAAGUGCUCAUGUGGAGAGACGAAGAGCUGUGCAGAUCCUUCAAAAUAUUGUAACUGUGAUGCCGACAGCAAAGAUCGGUGGAGGGAAGACUCUGGUUAUUUACACGACAAAUCAUCAUUACCAGUGAAUAUGUUGCAGUUCAAUUCGGAUGCCAAGGACUCUUUCUUCACUCUUGGUCCAUUAGAAUGUUUUGGAACCGGGGGUCGCGCUCCCGAAGAAGUGAGCAAUGCAAACUUUAUUUCGUCCGCCUGCAGAUUGGUUAACCCGCCCCCCACAGUGCGUAUUGAAACUGAGCCAGUGCAAAGAACCACUACCCCAUCCACUAUUCCCAAGCUGAAGGCGGAAAAGACAGGCAGCACUACCACUAAAAGUCCAGGUAACAAUAGAAAUUCGUUGUCUUCCCUUAAACAUCACGUUACCAUGACGACCACUAUCGCAACGAAUAAAAACUCAACCCUGGUGACGUCAGUGUUUACUCACGAACCCAAGAGCGCUGGUGUGACAGUACAUUCUUCCAUUACCACAGGUAAAUCUGGCGUGACAGUGCACACAAGCAUCACCACCAAAGGAAGGACUGUCACACUGCCUCCUGUCACGCCGUUGGAGCCGAACAGAAGCCGCAACGUGACCGUUAUAACAAGAAGUAGCAUUGACUACAUCACGCGGGUUGAAGGAGGAGUGGUUUACGAUGCAAGGUUUAUAAUCUUGGUAGCUUCGUCCUUACUGGCCUUCAUUCUUCUCAUUUGUGUUCUCAUUUUCGUUUUCCUGAAGCGGUCUGGUCGCAGGUACGUGUGCUGCAUUUCCUGUAAGAGCUGCAGGAGGAACAAGAAUAUCCCGGAUAUUGAGGUGUAUCGCCAUUCGGUUCGCACGGAUUCUCCGGAUGUGGUCCAGCUGGAUGAGAUGGGGCACGGCACGAUGGAGGUUGGGGCCUACAAUAUGAGUAACGGCGCCACAGUUUACCACUCGGUGCAUCGAGAUUCGCACGUCAGAAAAUACGUGUCCUUUUCAGCUUCCACCUCCAAGCUCUGAAUUCAGACCGGAUAUCAAGGAAUAUGUUUGAUCGACUCUGUCAAUGAAGCUUGACUCAUGCUGUGACAGAAGAAUUUUUGUUUUAAUUACGCACAAGUUAUUUGAGGUCUACAAGGAAGAUAUUAUCUAUGCUGACUCAGGAUUGGGUGAUAAGGAACUUCUGGCAAUGGAAAACGAACCAAUUAGAACAAAAGGGCGAAGAUAGUUGGAAUAUACACGAAUAUUAGCACGCAUUGCGUGUGUACAUCUAACAGAUGUGGAAUAGAAACUCGAUAAAGGAAUCCCUGGAAUCCCGAACUUGAUUUUCCAGUUUGUUGUGUCAGCUUUUCGCUGAGGUAGUGUGCUGUCUGGAAAAUGUCGAAGGUUAUGAGAGUUGUUCCAAAUGAUCAAAAUUCAAACCCAUAAUAUCAAGCCUGCACCUUUCACAACCUAAUUUUUUUCUUUUAAAUUUUUGCUUUAGCUGAAAAAAUUAAUGAGAUUUUCUGUAAGUUGAUCAAAAAAUAUCCGACUUGUAGGAUAAAAUGAAAAGGCUUGAUUAGAACUAGUGCUUUGAGUUGAAAUUAUCAUAACGAAUAUUGCUGUAAGUUAAAUAAUUACGAUAUAAAAACGAUUACCCUUGGCUUAAACCGAUUGGAACACGUAGCAAAUGAAGUAGUUGCUAAGGACAUGCUUGAACUGGUAGAUAAUGGUGUUAGUACUCAUAAUAGCUAGAUCUCACAGAAGGACUGUUCACGGUCAAGGUAGAGAGAGGGAGUGAGUAAUCAACAUAUUCUUUCUCGAAGAAGUUAAUUUAAAUGAAAUUAUCAUUGUCACCUUUCCAACAAGUUCAGUAGGACAAUUUACAUACGGGAAACAGCGACGCAUUUAAGGUAACGCUUACCAUAGCUUUACCAUAUAGCUGUUGUCAAUCACUUUUUGUGUCUGUUUUACACGUGCAAAGCAGUGUUCCGUUUCAUUUUUAGUAUUAAAUACACGAUCAUUAUUUGGGUGGGUUCUGUUUUAGAAUAGUUAUGAGACCAACACCGGAUAAAUUUGAAAGGACAAAGGUUUCAGCAAAACUGUUAUACUGAUCAAUUUUUGCUACAGAGUUACUACAAAGAUGGUUUAUGAGAUCCAUGAGAAAAGUUGAUUGUGAAAUGAAAGCAAAGAUUUCUGGCGUACCUGGAUAACGCGUUAUCAAUCACCGUUAAGAUGGACAUAACCAUAAUUUCUCAAAAAUGAAUUAGGGUGAGCCCAUUGAUUCGCAAAAGACCAGAUCGGUGGCGAAAAAUUUGAAGAAGGUAUGACUCGUAACAAGAAAAAGAAGUUAUGAGUGUCCCCGUGAUUUUUGGCACUUUCGUGUAGAUACGACUUAGUUUAUGCUAUGUCAAAUCAACUCAAUUUAAUUGGAACGGACAAGCAGUAUUCCAUCUUGCUCCAAAUGACAUAUAAUUUUCUUUGUGCGUCUCAGCCUGCUUUUGAAAAACUAUUAUUAAUUCAACUUCGCCUUUUGUACUCCGGAUUAGAAACAGGUUUGGCGAGUUCAAUACUGGAAUAUCUGUAUUGCACGACGUGACAACGUAA
Messenger RNA from Pocillopora verrucosa, 4253 nucleotides. RefSeq names its product contactin-associated protein-like 2. Lineage: Eukaryota; Metazoa; Cnidaria; Anthozoa; Scleractinia; Pocilloporidae. The record is from RefSeq and is a predicted model, not a curated record.